Molecule: messenger RNA, 5191 nt
Organism: Heterocephalus glaber (naked mole-rat)
Lineage: Eukaryota; Metazoa; Chordata; Mammalia; Rodentia; Bathyergidae
Gene: Tll1
Product: tolloid like 1
Biological process (GO): proteolysis
Molecular function (GO): zinc ion binding; calcium ion binding; metalloendopeptidase activity
Source: RefSeq, a predicted model, not a curated record
CCUGUCUGUUUGUUUGUGUAAGGCUAUCAAAAGAAGUCAGAGAGGAGGCUGUGGCCCGGAUCCUGACCCUGAUUGUAUGAAUAAGUAAGCAGGAUGCGAGUGAUUGGGUUAGAUGCUGCGAAGAUUUUUUUUUUUUUUCAAGUUAGGAAGAGGGUAAAAAAGACAGCCGGGAGGAAAAGGCAAACAGUGCAUCCCUAAAUCCUCGCACUUGCUCUCCUUGCAGUCAGUGGCUUCUCUGGCUCCUGCAGGCUUUUAAGGUCUCGCGGCAGACGUGCCUGGCCCCCACCCCCUUCCUCGGUCUCCCCUUUCAGCUCAGAUGUGCUGAUGUGCAGAUCGGAUUCCUGUUCCCGGAGCGGUGGCGGCGGCGGCUCGCGCUCGGCCGCGGGGUCCUGACAGCGGCGGGUGCGCGGAGCGGGGUCCGAGCUCGGGGGCAGCCGAGCCGCGACCGCGGAAACUUCGGCCGCCAGAAGGACGACCUGGCCGGGCGAGCGCCCGCCCGCUGAGCUCAGUUGGCCCGCAGCCGCCCCUGCCCGCCUCCCGGAGCGGAGCUCCUCACCUGCCCUCCGCCCGCCCGCGGGUCCCCGCAGCUCCCCCUGCAGCUGGGGUCCCGGGCAGCGCUCGCACCCGCAUGUCUCGGGACACCUAGCGCCCGGGUCCGGCCGAGGAGCCUCCGCGCGGGGCGCAGAGCGCCGGUGCCCCGGCCCCGCGCCUCAGCCACCGGCCCGCAGUCCGUCCCCUCCCGCUCCGCCGGGAGAGGAGGAUGGGGCUGGAAGCACUGUCGCCAAGGAUGCUCCUGUGCCUGCUGGCCUUGGGCACUGUUUUCUGCGGGGAGCUGUGGGUCUGCGCUGGCCUCGAUUAUGACUACACUUUUGAGGGGAAUGAAGAGGAGAAGGCGGAGACUAUCGAUUACAAAGACCCGUGCAAAGCCACUGUAUUUUGGGGUGAUAUUGCCUUAGAUGAUGAAGACUUAAAUAUCUUUCAAAUAGAUAGGACAAUUGACCUGACCCAGAAUCCCUUUGGACAACUUGGACAUACCACAGGCGGACUUGGAGACCAUGCUCUAGCAAAGAGACGAGGGGCCCUCUAUCAACUUAUAGACAGGAUAAGAAGAAUUGGCUCUGGCUUGCAGCAAAACAGCACAGUUAAGGGAAAAGUACCUCAAAAAUUCUCAGGGCAAAAUGAGAAAAAUCGAGUUCCCAGAGCUGCCACAUCAAGAACGGAAAGAAUAUGGCCUGGAGGUGUUAUUCCUUAUGUUAUAGGAGGCAAUUUCACUGGCAGCCAGCAAGCCAUGUUCAAGCAGGCCAUGAGACACUGGGAAAAGCACACAUGUGUGACUUUCAUUGAAAGAAGUGAUGAAGAGAGUUACAUUGUGUUCACCUAUAGACCUUGUGGAUGCUGCUCCUAUGUAGGUCGGAGGGGAAAUGGACCUCAGGCCAUCUCUAUUGGAAAGAACUGUGACAAGUUUGGAAUUGUUGUUCAUGAACUGGGCCAUGUGAUAGGCUUUUGGCACGAGCAUACACGGCCAGAUCGCGAUAACCACGUAACCAUCAUAAGGGAAAACAUCCAGCCAGGUCAAGAGUACAAUUUUCUGAAGAUGGAGCCUGGAGAGGUGAACUCCCUUGGAGAAAGAUACGACUUUGACAGCAUCAUGCACUAUGCCAGGAACACGUUCUCAAGGGGGAUGUUUCUGGACACCAUUCUCCCCUCCCGUGAUGACAAUGGCAUUCGGCCAGCAAUUGGCCAGAGGACCCGGUUAAGCAAAGGAGACAUUGCACAGGCAAGAAAGCUGUAUAGAUGUCCAGCUUGUGGAGAGACUCUACAAGAAUCCAAUGGCAACCUUUCCUCUCCAGGUUUCCCAAAUGGCUACCCUUCUUAUACACACUGCAUCUGGAGGGUCUCCGUGACCCCAGGGGAGAAGAUUGUCUUCAAUUUCACCACGCUGGAUCUGUACAAGAGUAGCUUGUGCUGGUAUGACUACAUCGAAGUGAGGGACGGACACUGGAGGAAGUCGCCUCUCCUUGGCAGAUUCUGUGGGGACAAAGUACCCGAAGUUCUGACCUCUACAGACAGCAGGAUGUGGAUUGAGUUUCGUAGCAGCAGUAACUGGGUAGGAAAAGGGUUUGCUGCUGUAUAUGAAGCAAUCUGUGGAGGUGAGAUACGUAAAAACGAAGGGCAGAUUCAGUCUCCUAAUUAUCCUGAUGACUAUCGACCGAUGAAAGAAUGCGUGUGGAAAAUAACAGUGUCUGAGGACUACCAUGUCGGACUGACCUUUCAGGCCUUUGAGAUUGAAAGACAUGACAACUGUGCCUAUGACCACUUAGAAAUUCGAGAUGGGACCAGUGAAAAUAGCCCCUUGAUUGGGCGUUUCUGUGGUUAUGAUAAACCUGAAGACAUAAGAUCCACCUCCAAUACCUUGUGGAUGAAAUUUGUUUCUGAUGGAACUGUCAACAAAGCUGGGUUUGCUGCUAACUUUUUUAAAGAGGAAGAUGAAUGUGCCAAGCCAGACCGAGGAGGCUGUGAGCAGCGGUGUCUGAACACCCUGGGCAGCUACCAGUGUGCCUGCGAACCUGGUUAUGAGCUGGGGCCAGACAGAAGGGGCUGCGAAGCUGCCUGCGGUGGGCUUCUUACCAAGCUGAAUGGCACCAUCACCACCCCCGGCUGGCCUAAAGAGUACCCUCCUAAUAAAAACUGCAUGUGGCAAGUGGUUGCACCAACUCAGUACAGAAUUUCCAUGAAGUUUGAAGUUUUUGAAUUGGAAGGCAAUGAAGUUUGCAAAUAUGAUUAUGUGGAGAUCUGGAGUGGUCUUUCCUCUGAGUCUAAAUUGCAUGGCAAAUUCUGUGGUGCUGAAGUCCCUGAAGUGAUCACAUCUCAGUUCAACAACAUGAGAAUUGAAUUCAGGUCUGAUAACACUGUAUCAAAGAAGGGCUUCAAAGCACAUUUCUUCUCAGACAAAGAUGAAUGUUCUAAGGAUAAUGGCGGGUGUCAGCAUGAAUGUGUCAACACAAUGGGAAGCUACAUGUGUCAGUGCCGGAAUGGAUUUGUCCUGCAUGAAAAUAAACAUGAUUGCAAGGAAGCUGAGUGUGAACAGAAGAUCCACAGCCCGAGUGGUCACAUCACCAGUCCCAACUGGCCAGACAAGUACCCAAGCAGGAAAGAGUGCACGUGGGAGAUCAGAGCCACUCCCGGCCACCGGAUUAAAUUAGCCUUUAGUGAGUUUGAGAUUGAGCAACAUCAAGAAUGUGCUUAUGAUCAUUUAGAAGUAUUUGAUGGAGAAACAGAAAAAUCACCAAUUCUUGGACGACUAUGCGGUAACAACAUACCGGAUCCCCUUGUGGCUACUGGAAAUAAAAUGUUUGUUCGGUUUAUUUCUGACGCAUCUGUUCAGAGAAAAGGCUUUCAAGCCACACAUUCUACAGAGUGUGGAGGUCGAUUGAAAGCAGAACCAAAAUCCAGAGAUCUGUACUCACACGCACAGUUUGGUGAUAACAACUAUCCAGGACAGGUCGACUGUGAAUGGCUGCUAGUAUCCGAACGAGGCUCUCGACUUGAACUAUCUUUCCAGGCCUUUGAAGUGGAAGAAGAGGCAGACUGUGGCUAUGACUAUGUUGAACUCUUUGAUGGUCUCGAUUCGACAGCUGUGGGUCUUGGUCGCUUCUGUGGAUCUGGACCACCAGAAGAAAUCUAUUCAAUUGGGGAUGCAGUUUUAAUUCAUUUUCACACCGAUGACACAAUCAACAAGAAAGGAUUUUAUAUAAGAUACAAGAGCACAAGAGAUCCAGAAAGCAUGCAUACCAAAAAAUAGCACCUGAACCUCUCUCAGAACCUAAAGGAAUGUGCACAGUGGAGAGAAGACAUAUUUUUUUUAAACUGACGAUAUUAGUACAAAUGUUUUAUAUAGUGAGUUUGAACAAAAGAAAACUGUAAGAUCAAAGUUAUACUAACUGUACUAAAAGAGUUUCCAGCUAACGCUGACCAGCAUUACAAGAAUAUCUGAACUCCAUGCUUGAUGCAUUAAAAAAAAAUGGUGGAUGGGCACCUUCUGCUUCAAGAAAGCCUCCAUCAGCUUGUGUUCACAGCUUGAAACUGAUGCCUCAUGAUUCACACAGUUCAAUUCUGGGGCUGUCACCCUGCAGGGUGUUCUUUUUGACUAUUUUUCAAGACUUGGGAUUGUACAAUGAUCUUGCAGGUCAUAAAUUGGAAAACCUUUUACCUUUAGCGUAAUUGCUUUGACUUUGUAUCUCUGAUACAAUGUAAACCAGAUUCAUAUAAGGUGAUGUGAAGUGGGAGUCUUUGGAGGGUGGUUUGUACUCUGUGUGUGUGCGUGUGUGUGUACGUGUGUGUGUGUGUGUGCGAUGUCUGGAAACUGGAAUAUUUCAGCUUCAUUAUUUUCACUUGCAGGCCAGCUUAACCUCUUCAAAACACAAGUGAUAUUGAGACUACUUCAUUGUAUUUACAUUUUGACAAGUUCAAAGUGUGGAUAGUAUCUAUUAAUGCAGUUAAAGUCUAGACAUCAUUUUGUAAUUACUGGAAAAUGCCCAGUUAAUUGGUAAACUCAGUUCUUUCUGUGUAAGUCCUGCCUUUUCACAACAAAUCUAUGAUGUCUUAAGGUCCUUAUGAGAAAACUCCCAUGAGGUGUGUGCAGGAUUCUUCUAAAUGACUGCCUGGAUGAUUCAUGUUCAAAUUACUACUGCUGCUAUUGUCUUUCUUUUGUUAAUGAUGUAUUAUUGUUGUAGUUAUUAUUGUUGAUGUCAUGGUUAGUGUGUUUUUUAAAAAAAUAGAAUGAAGGGGAAGUGGCCCUUGUGAGAAUUUAAAAUCUCUCUUUUUUUUGCUUCCUGGAAUUCAGUUCAAAAAUGGCAUGUUGAAAAAAGGAUGUUUUUUUGGAAAGACUUCUUAUGGUGCUAUUCCAUAAACUUUGUUUUAAACAAUUUUUUGACCUUUGAGCCAACUAUAGACUAUGAAUGUCUCCAUAUGUCUGGCUGGUAGCAUUUGAAGAGUAAAGACUUGUGAAGUAUAUUGAGUAUAUCAUUGCAAAGGCAGAUACAUAUAUUUCCUGUGGAGCAACUACUUAUAUUGCCUUAGAAUUCUUGCACAUGAUCCAAUAGUUCUUCCUAGAAACACACCUUUUGAAAUAUUGAACAUAAUAGUGUGUGUUAAUCAGCGGAUUGAGGAAAACCCAUUUCCCUGACUGAGA